AUGGGAAGCGCCGAAUAUGGAACUGCAAAGUACUUGAGUAAACAACUGAAGGCUAAGGGACUUCAGAAGUUGAGGUUUUAUUGCCAGGUGUGUCAAAAGCAGUGUCGAGAUGAGAAUGGUUUUAAGUCACACUCACGAUCACCAUCUCACAUGAGAAAGAUAAGUCAAUUAACGCCACAAGAUGUGGACAAAUAUACGCAAGAGUUCGAGAAGGACUUCCUACGUCUUCUGAGAUUAUCUCACGGGGAAAAAAAGGUCGAGGCUAAUAAGUUUUACAACGAGUUUAUACAAGACAGGGAUCACAUCCACAUGAACGCAACUAAAUUUCGUUCUCUCACGAACUUUAUAGGACAUUUGAGCAAAACGGGCAAAGUACGGAUGUACUGGCCAGGAGACGACAAUGCAACUAAUAAUGACUUAGACGAAAGUCGCAUAGUAAUAAGCUAUAUCGAUAAUUCAUUCGAAAGCUUACAGCGGAAGGACAAGCUGGCAGAGGUGGAAAAGUCAAAUAUAUCUGAACAGGUGACGAGGAACAAAAUGCUAAUGAAACAGAUUGAAAAGGGACGUGAGAUGGACAAAGAAGAGAAAGGGGAUGAAGAAUCGGGUUGCAAUGACAACGAGGGUAGUAGGAUAACACCUCUGGAGGUUGGGAAAGUAUCCUUGAAAUUGAAAAAACCUGUCAGUGUGAAGAAAGUGACGAAAAAGAAAAACGUAUUUAAAAUGAAGUAA
Lachancea fermentati is the source of this 729-nucleotide messenger RNA. The record is from the annotation of a GenBank genome assembly. Lineage: Eukaryota; Fungi; Ascomycota; Saccharomycetes; Saccharomycetales; Saccharomycetaceae.